Messenger RNA from Pteronotus mesoamericanus, 25230 nucleotides. It is a transcript of the gene OBSCN, whose product is annotated as obscurin, cytoskeletal calmodulin and titin-interacting RhoGEF. The record is from RefSeq and is a predicted model, not a curated record. Gene Ontology annotation, molecular function: protein binding; protein kinase activity; guanyl-nucleotide exchange factor activity. NCBI's taxonomy places the organism in Eukaryota, Metazoa, Chordata, Mammalia, Chiroptera, Mormoopidae. Gene Ontology annotation, biological process: protein phosphorylation.
CCCUGUCCAGUCUGAGGACCGGCCAGAGUGCAGGUUGCUGGGCAGGAGCCGUGCCGGUCCUGGGCCCUGAGAGGGAGGGAGACCCGGUGGCCGCUGCCCCACCGUCUGAGCCCUUGGCCUGGGCGCCACUCCGAGUCCGCGGUUGAGACCGGUCACCGCCCUCCCCCGCCCCUUCCACCAUGGAUCACUCCUCAUUCAGCGGCGCACCCCGAUUCCUGACCAGGCCUAAGGCCUUUGUGGUGUCUGUGGGCAAGGACGCCACGCUGAGCUGCCAGAUCGUGGGCAACCCCACGCCACAGGUGAGCUGGGAAAAGGACCAGCAGCUGGUGGAGGCGGGCUCUCGCUUCCGCCUGGCCCAGGACGGCGACCAGUACCGCCUCACUAUCCUGGACCUGGCCCUCGGCGACAGCGGACAGUACGUGUGCCGCGCGCGCAACGCCAUCGGCGAGGCCUUCGCAGCCGUGGGCCUUCAGGUGAAUGCAGAGGCUGCGUGCGCGGAGCAGGCGCCCCACUUCUUGCUGCGGCCCACGUCCAUCCGCGUGCGCGAGGGGGCAGAGGCCACCUUCCGCUGCCGCGUGCGGGGCUCACCUCCUAUGGCAGUGAGCUGGGCCAAGGACGGGAGGCGCCUGGGAACGCCUGACGCCCCACGAAUGACUGUGGAGGCCAGUGGCGAGGCGAGCGCGCUGCGCAUCCAGGAUGCGCGGCCGCGCGACGGCGGCACCUAUACAGUGCGCGCCGAGAACCCACUGGGCACCGCCAGCGCUGACGCCGCGCUUACGGUGGAUGCGGACGCUGACUCGGCAGGCCCACCCGGAGCCUCUACAGCCGCGCUCUUGGCGCACCUGCAGCGGCGGCGCGAAGCCAUGCGGGCUGAGGGAGCGCCAGCCUCGCCACCAAGCUCUGGCAUGCGCACCUGCACCGUGACUGAGGGCAAGCACGCGCGCCUCAGCUGCUAUGUGACGGGUGAGCCCAAGCCCGAGACGGUGUGGAAGAAGGAUGGGCAGCUGAUAGUCGAGGGCCGGCGACACGUGGUGUACGAGGAUGCGCAGGAAAACUUUGUGCUCAAGAUUCUCUUCUGCAAGCAGUCAGACCGUGGCCUCUACACCUGCACAGCAUCCAACCUCGUGGGCCAAACCUACAGCUCUGUGCUGGUCGUUGUUCGAGAACCCGUGGUGCCCUUUAAGACCCGGCUGCAGGACCUGGAGGUGCCGGAGAAGGGGUCGGCCACGUUCCGCUGCGAGGUGCCGCAGCUGGCCACGCAGGCCCUGUGGUACAAGGAGGAUGUGAGGCUGUGGGCCAGCGCCAAGUACGCCAUUGAGGAGGAGGGCACAGAGCGCCGGCUGACUGUGCACAGCGUCUCUGCCGACGACGACGCCGUGUACAUCUGCGAGACGGCCGAGGGCAGCCGCACGGUGGCGGAGCUCGCGGUGCGAGGCAACCUCACCCGAAAGCUCCCGAGAAAGACAGUGGUGCGAGUAGGGGACACGGCCCUGUUCUGUGUGGAGCUGGCCAAGCCAGAGGGCCCUGUGCACUGGCUCCGGAACCAGGAAGAGGUGGUGGCCGGGGGCCGCGUGGCUAUCACCACCGAAGGCACGCGCCACACGCUGACCAUCGCCCAGUGCAGCCCGGAAGACGUGGGUGAGGUGGCCUUUGUGGCUGGGGACUGCCGGACGUCCACACAGUUCUCCGUGUCGGUCCCCAGGAAGCCGCCACUGCACCCCCCGGAGGCCCCUGUGGUGAAGGCCAAGACAGAGAGUUCCGUGACCCUCAGCUGGUCCCCGCCCCCCCUCGGGGACCGCCCCGUCACCAUUGAUGGCUACCUGGUGGAGAAGAAGCGACUGGGCACCUACACCUGGAGCCGGUGCCACGAGGCUGAGUGGGUGGCCACCCCUGAGGUGACCGUGGCCGGCAUGACCGAGGAGGGCGACUUCCAGUUCCGGGUGUCGGCUGUGAACAGCUUCGGCCAGAGCGCCCACCUUGAGUUCCCAGGGACGAUCCACCUGGCUCCCCAGCUAGCCGUGAAGACACCCUUGAAGGCGGUGGAGGCAGUGGAGGGCAGUGAGGUGACCUUCUCCGUGGACCUUACUUUGGCCUCGGCGGGCGAGUGGUUCCUGGACGGGCAGGCCCUGAAGGCCGGUAGCGCGUACGUGAUCCGCUGCGAUGGCACCCGGCACACCCUCACCAUCCGCGCGGUGCCCGCCAGCUUGCACGGUGCUGAGCUCAAGUUCGUGGCCAAUGGCAUUGAGAGCAGUGUCCGCAUGGAGGUCCGAGUGGCCCCAGGGCCGACCACCAGGUGCCCAGCAGCGGUUCGGGAGGUGCUGGCCCGGCUGCACGAGGAGGCGCAGCUCCUGGCCGAGCUGUCGGACCAGGCGGCGGCUGUGACGUGGCUCAAGGAUGGCCGGGCGCUACCCCCAGGCCCCAAGUACCAGGUUCAGGCUUCGGCAGGGCAACGGGCACUGCUGGUGCGGGACGUGGCGCGGGACGACGCCGGCCUGUACGAGUGUGUCAGCCGCGGGGACCGCAUCGCUUACCAACUGUCGGUGCAAGGGCUCACACCCUUUCUGCACAAGGAUGCGGCUGGUGGCUGCGUGGACACGGUGGCCGGGGGCCCGGCCCGCUUCGAGUGCGAGACUGUGGAGGCCCAUGUGCCUGUGCGCUGGUUCAAGGAUGGCGUGGAGCUCGGCCCCUCCUGCUCGCGCUUCUCACAGGAAGAUGUGGGCACGCGGCACCGGCUGGUGGCCGACUCGGUCAGCAGGCAAGAUGAGGGCACCUAUUCAUGCCGCGUGGGCGAGCACUCCGUGGAUUUCCAGCUGCGCGUCUGCGAGCCCGCGGCGGUGUUCGCCAAGGGGCAGCCGGCACGCAGUCCCGUGCAGGCCGUGGCGGGGGCCAUGGCGACGCUGAGCUGCGAGGUGGCCCAGGCCGAGACGCAGGUGACGUGGUACAAGGACGGCAAGAAGCUGAGCGGGAGCUCGAAGGUGCGCGUGGAGGCCGCGGGCUGCACCCGGCGGCUGGUGCUGCCGCAGGCGGGGAAGGCGGACGGCGGGGAGUACAGCUGCGAGGCCGGGGGCCAGAGGGUCACCUUCAGCCUGGACGUCACAGAGCCCGCGGCGGUGUUCGCCAAGGAGCAGCCGGCACGCAGUCCCGUGCAGGCCGUGGCGGGGGCCAUGGCGACGCUGAGCUGCGAGGUGGCCCAGGCCGAGACGCAGGUGACGUGGUACAAGGACGGCAAGAAGCUGAGCGGGAGCUCGAAGGUGCGCGUGGAGGCCGCGGGCUGCACCCGGCGGCUGGUGCUGCCGCAGGCGGGGAAGGCGGACGGCGGGGAGUACAGCUGCGAGGCCGGGGGCCAGAGGGUCACCUUCAGCCUGGGCGUCACAGAGCCCGCGGCGGUGUUCGCCAAGGAGCAGCCGGCACGCAGUCCCGUGCAGGCCGUGGCGGGGGCCAUGGCGACGCUGAGCUGCGAGGUGGCCCAGGCCGAGACGCAGGUGACGUGGUACAAGGACGGCAAGAAGCUGAGCGGGAGCUCGAAGGUGCGCGUGGAGGCCGCGGGCUGCACCCGACGGCUGGUGCUGCCGCAGGCGGGGAAGGCGGACGGCGGGGAGUACAGCUGCGAGGCCGGGGGCCAGAGGGUCACCUUCAGCCUGGACGUCGCAGAGCCCGCGGCGGUGUUCGCCAAGGAGCAGCCGGCACGCAGUCCCGUGCAGGCCGUGGCGGGGGCCAUGGCGACGCUGAGCUGCGAGGUGGCCCAGGCCGAGACGCAGGUGACGUGGUACAAGGACGGCAAGAAGCUGAGCGGGAGCCCGAAGGUGCGCGUGGAGGCCGCGGGCUGCACCCGGCGGCUGGUGCUGCCGCAGGCGGGGAAGGCGGACGGCGGGGAGUACAGCUGCGAGGCCGGGGGCCAGAGGGUCACCUUCAGCCUGGGCGUCGCAGAGCCCGCGGCGGUGUUCGCCAAGGAGCAGCCGGCACGCAGUCCCGUGCAGGCCGUGGCGGGGGCCAUGGCGACGCUGAGCUGCGAGGUGGCCCAGGCCGAGACGCAGGUGACGUGGUACAAGGACGGCAAGAAGCUGAGCGGGAGCUCGAAGGUGCGCGUGGAGGCCGCGGGCUGCACCCGGCGGCUGGUGCUGCCGCAGGCGGGGAAGGCGGACGGCGGGGAGUACAGCUGCGAGGCCGGGGGCCAGAGGGUCACCUUCAGCCUGGGCGUCACAGAGCCCGCGGCGGUGUUCGCCAAGGAGCAGCCGGCACGCAGUCCCGUGCAGGCCGUGGCGGGGGCCAUGGCGACGCUGAGCUGCGAGGUGGCCCAGGCCGAGACGCAGGUGACGUGGUACAAGGACGGCAAGAAGCUGAGCGGGAGCUCGAAGGUGCGCGUGGAGGCCGCGGGCUGCACCCGGCGGCUGGUGCUGCCGCAGGCGGGGAAGGCGGACGGCGGGGAGUACAGCUGCGAGGCCGGGGGCCAGAGGGUCACCUUCAGCCUAUACGUCGCAGAGCCCGCGGUGGUGUUUGCCAAGGAGCAGCCGGCACGCAGUCCCGUGCAGGCCGUGGCGGGGGCCAUGGCGACGCUGAGCUGCGAGGUGGCCCAGGCCGAGACGCAGGUGACGUGGUACAAGGACGGCAAGAAGCUGAGCGGGAGCUCGAAGGUGCGCGUGGAGGCCGCGGGCUGCACCCGGCGGCUGGUGCUGCCGCAGGCGGGGAAGGCGACGGCGGGGGAGUACAGCUGCGAGGCCGGGGGCCAGAGGGUCACCUUCAGCCUGGGCGUCACAGAGCCCGCGGCGGUGUUCGCCAAGGAGCAGCCGGCACGCAGUCCCGUGCAGGCCGUGGCGGGGGCCAUGGCGACGCUGAGCUGCGAGGUGGCCCAGGCCGAGACGCAGGUGACGUGGUACAAGGACGGCAAGAAGCUGAGCGGGAGCUCGAAGGUGCGCGUGGAGGCCGCGGGCUGCACCCGGCGGCUGGUGCUGCCGCAGGCGGGGAAGGCGGACGCGGGGGAGUACAGCUGCGAGGCCGGGGGCCAGAGGGUCACCUUCAGCCUGGACGUCGCAGAGCCCGCGGCGGUGUUCGCCAAGGAGCAGCCGGCACGCAGUCCCGUGCAGGCCGUGGCGGGGGCCAUGGCGACGCUGAGCUGCGAGGUGGCCCAGGCCGAGACGCAGGUGACGUGGUACAAGGACGGCAAGAAGCUGAGCGGGAGCUCGAAGGUGCGCGUGGAGGCCGCGGGCUGCACCCGGCGGCUGGUGCUGCCGCAGGCGGGGAAGGCGGACGGCGGGGAGUACAGCUGCGAGGCCGGGGGCCAGAGGGUCACCUUCAGCCUGGGCGUCACAGAGCCCGCGGCGGUGUUCGCCAAGGAGCAGCCGGCACGCAGUCCCGUGCAGGCUGUGGCGGGGGCCAUGGCGACGCUGAGCUGCGAGGUGGCCCAGGCCGAGACGCAGGUGACGUGGUACAAGGACGGCAAGAAGCUGAGCGGGAGCUCGAAGGUGCGCGUGGAGGCCGCGGGCUGCACCCGGCGGCUGGUGCUGCCGCAGGCGGGGAAGGCGGACGGCGGGGAGUACAGCUGCGAGGCCGGGGGCCAGAGGGUCACCUUCAGCCUGGACGUCGCAGAGCCCGCGGCGGUGUUCGCCAAGGAGCAGCCGGCACGCAGUCCCGUGCAGGCCGUGGCGGGGGCCAUGGCGACGCUGAGCUGCGAGGUGGCCCAGGCCGAGACGCAGGUGACGUGGUACAAGGACGGCAAGAAGCUGAGCGGGAGCUCGAAGGUGCGCGUGGAGGCCGCGGGCUGCACCCGGCGGCUGGUGCUGCCGCAGGCGGGGAAGGCGGACGGCGGGGAGUACAGCUGCGAGGCCGGGGGCCAGAGGGUCACCUUCAGCCUGGACGUCGCAGAGCCCGCGGCGGUGUUCGCCAAGGAGCAGCCGGCACGCAGUCCCGUGCAGGCCGUGGCGGGGGCCAUGGCGACGCUGAGCUGCGAGGUGGCCCAGGCCGAGACGCAGGUGACGUGGUACAAGGACGGCAAGAAGCUGAGCGGGAGCUCGAAGGUGCGCGUGGAGGCCGCGGGCUGCACCCGGCGGCUGGUGCUGCCGCAGGCGGGGAAGGCGGACGGCGGGGAGUACAGCUGCGAGGCCGGGGGCCAGAGGGUCACCUUCAGCCUGGACAUCAGAGAGCCAGAGCCUGAGCCGCCAGCCCUGGACAGACCAGGCCGUAGGGAGCUUCUGGUGGUCCGGGAACACGAGGACAUUGUCCUGACUGCCACGCUGCCCACACCCUCUGUGGCUGUGGUGACUUGGCUCAAGGACGGCGUGGAGAUUCGGCGCAGCAAGCGGCAUGAGACGGCCAGCCUGGGGGACACUCACACCCUGACCGUGCGUGGGGCGCAGACCCUGGACAGCGCGAUCUACAGCUGCCGCGUGGGAGCUGCGGGGCAGGACUUCCCGGUGCAGGUGGAAGAGGUUGCCGCUAAGUUCUGCCGGCCCCUGGAGCCCGUGAGCGGGGAGCUGGGUGGCACAGCGACGCUGACCUGUGAGCUGAGGCCCCAGCAGGCCGAGGUGCUGUGGCGCUGCGGGAGCACGCAGCUCCGGGCGGGGAAGCGCUUCCAGAUGGCAGCCGAGGGGCCCCUGCGCUCGCUCACCGUGUCGGGCCUGAGGGCGGAGGACACGGGCGAGUAUGUCUGCGAGAGCCGCGACGACCGCACCAGCGCCCGGCUCACAGUCUGCGUCCCCCGCGAGGUCAAGUUCACGUCGGGGCUGAGCGCCGUGGUCGCAGAGGAGGGCCGCGAGGCCAUCUUCCAGUGUGUGGUGACCCCCAGCGACGCUGCCGUCACGUGGUUGCGGGACGGUGCCCAGCUGCAGCCCUGCGAGAAGUUCCUCAUGUCGCAGAGCGGCACCAGCCACAGCUUGACCAUCUCGGGUCUGACCCUGGAGGACGCAGGCGAGAUCACCGCGGAGGCUGAGGGCAUCACAUCCUCAGCUGCCCUCCGGGUCCGCGAGGCUCCCGUGCUGUUCAAGAAGAAGCUGGAGCCACAGACGGUGGAGGAGUGGGGCUCUGCGACCAUGGCGGUGGAGCUGACCAGGCCUUGGCCAGAGGUCAGGUGGACGCGCAAUGCCGUGGCCCUGGCCCCAGGCGAGAAGGUGGAGGUCCGCGCGGAGGGCACGAGUCACUCCCUGGUCCUCCGCAGCGUCGGUUUCGCUGACCGCGGCUUCUAUGGCUGUGAGACGCCAGAUGACAAGACGCAGGCCAAGCUCACGGUGGAAAUGCGCCAGGUCCGGCUCCUGCGGGGCCUGCAAGCGGUGGAGGUACAGGAGCGGGGCUCGGCCGUCAUGGAGGUGGAGCUGUCGCAUGCCAAUGUGGAGGGCAGCUGGACGCGCGACGGCCUCCGGCUGCAGCCAGGGCCCGUGUGCCAACUGGCGGCGCGAGGCCCCACCCACACACUCACGCUGUCUGAGCUGCGGCCACAGGACGGCGGUCUCAUCGCCUUCAAGGCCGAGGGCGUGCACACGUCUGCUCGGCUUGUGGUGACCGAGCUGCCUGUGAGGUUCAGCCGCCCGCUGAAAGAUGUGGUGGCCACAGAGAAGGACAAAGUGACCUUGGAGUGUGAGCUGUCCCGUCCCAAUGUGGAUGUGCGCUGGCUGAAGGAUGGCGUGGAGCUGCAGGUGGGCAAGACAGUGGGCCUGGCAGCCCAGGGCACCUGCCGGACCCUCACCAUUUACCAGUGUGCCUUGGGGGACCAGGGCGUGUACGUGUGUGACGCCCACGAGGCUCAGACCACAGCCUCCCUGAAGGUGCAAGGCCGCAACGUGCAGAUCCUGAGGCCCCUGGAGGAUGUGGAGGUGGCAGAGAAGGAGAGCGCCACCUUCUCCUGCGAGCUCUCCCAUGGUGACGUGCCAGCCCAAUGGCUCCGGGAGGGCAGUAAGCUUCGGCCCAGUGACAACGUGCGCAUCCGCCAGCAAGAAAGGACAUUCACACUCAUCUACCGGAGGGUCCUGGUGGAAGACGCGGGAGAAAUCCGAUUCGUAGCUGGAAAUGCAGAAUCUCGAGCUCAGCUCCGAGUGAGAGAGCUGCCAGUGUCCAUCCUGCGCCCGCUGCGGGACAAGAUCGCCAUGGAGAAGCACCGCGGUGUGCUCGAGUGCCAGAUGUCACGGGCCAGCGCCCAAGUGCGGUGGUUCAAGGGCGGUGUGGAACUGUGGCCGGGGCCCAAGUAUGAGAUGGUCAGCGAUGGCCUCUACCGCAAGCUGGUGAUCAAUGACGUGCAGCCCGAGGACGAAGACACUUACACAUGUGACGCUGGCAAUGUGAAGACCAGCGCCCAGUUCUUCGUGGAAGAGCAAUCCAUCAACAUCGUGCGGGGCCUGCAGGACGUCACCGUGAUGGAGCCCGCCCCUGCCUGGUUCGAGUGUGAGACCUCUAUCCCUUCCGUUCGGCCACCCAAGUGGCUGCUGGGGAAGACGGUGCUGCAGGCCGGGGCGGACGUGAGCAUGGCGCAGGAAGGCACCGUGCACCGGCUGACGCUGCGGCGCACCUGCUCCAGCAUGACCGGGCCGGUGCACUUCACCAUCGGCAAGUCUCGGUCCACCGCCCGCCUCGUCGUCUCAGACAUCCCUGUGGUGCUUACGCGGCCGCUGGAGCCUAAGACUGGACGCGAGCUGCAGUCAGUGGUCCUGUCCUGCGACUUCAAGCCGCCCCCCAAGGCUGUGCAGUGGUACAAGGAGGACACGCCCCUGGUGCCAUCGGACAAGUUCAAAAUGAGUCUGGAGGGUCACAUGGCGGAGCUGCGCGUCCUGCGGCUCACGCCGGCCGACGCUGGCGUCUACCGGUGCCAGGCGGGCAGUGCCCAGAGCAGCGCCCAAGUCACCGUGGAAGCGCGGGAAGUGACGGUGACGCAGCCGCUGCAGGACAUAGAGGCCAUGGAGGAGGGUCGCGCCUGCUUUUCGUUGGCGCUUUCCCACGAGGACGAGGAGGUGGAGUGGUCGCUCAAUGGGACGCCCCUCUACAAUGACAGCUUCCACGAAAUCACCCACAAGGGCCACUGCCACACGCUGGUGCUGAAGCGGGUCAGGCGGUCCGAUGCGGGCACUGUGCGCGCCUCUUCCCCCAAGGUGACGGCCUCUGCCCGCCUGGAGGUCAGAGUGAAGCCAGUAGUGUUCCUGAAGGCUCUGGACGAUGUGUCUGCGGAGGAGCGGGGCUCUCUAGCCCUGCAGUGUGAGGUCUCCGACCCCCAGGCCUGUGUGGUGUGGCGCAAGGACGGCGUGGAGCUGGGCCCCAGUGACAAGUACGAAUUUCUGCAAACGGCGGGCACGCGCGGUCUAGUGGUGCACGACCUGAGCAGGGACGACGCAGGCCUGUACACCUGCCACCUAGGCACUGAGGAGACCCGGGCGCACGUCAGCGUGCACGACCUGCACGUGGGCAUCACCAAGAGGCUGAAGACGGUGGAGGUGCUAGAGGGUGAGGGCUGCAGCUUUGAGUGCGUCCUGUCCCACGAGGACACGGGCGACACCGCCGUGUGGACGGUCGGCGGGAAGACAGUGGGCCGCUCCGGCCGCUUCCGGGCCGCGCGCCAGGGCCGGAAGUUCACGCUGGCUGUGCGAGAGGCGGCGCUGGGCGACUCUGGGGAGGUGGUCUUCUCCGUGCGGGGCCUCACCUCCAGGGCCUCGCUCGUCGUCAGAGAACGGCCGGUGGACAUCACGAAGCCGCUGGAGGACCAGCGGGCCGUGCCAGGGGCGGACGUGAUACUGAGCUGUGAGCUGUCGCGGGCGGGCGCCCCGGUGCGCUGGCUGAAGGACGGGAAGGCCGUUCGCAAGAGUCAGAAGUAUGACCUGCUCAGCGAGGGCGCACGGGCAGUGCUGGUGGUGCGUGCAGCCUCGCUCAAGGACUCUGGAGAGUACACGUGUGAGACAGAGGUUUCUAAGAGCACAGCGAGGCUCCACGUGGAAGAAACGGCAAACCGGUUCACAGAGGAGCUGGUGGAUCUGCGGGUGGAGGAGAAAGGCACGGCCGUGUUUACUUGCAAGACAGAGCGCCCUGCAACCACGGUGACCUGGCGCAAGGGCAUCUCCGAGCUGCCUGCCUCGGAGAAGCACACGCCCAGCCAAGAGGGCGUGACCUUGAGGCUCACCAUCAGUGCCCUGGAGAAGGCCGACAGUGACACCUACACUUGUGACAUCGGCCAGGCGAGGUCGCAGGCUCGGCUCCUGGUGCAAGGCCAGAGAGUGCUCAUCCUGGAGGAGCUCGGGGACGCCGAAGUGCAGGAGGGCUGCUCGGCCACCUUCAGCUGCCGCAUCGCCCCCGCUGACUACGGGCCUGUCCACUGGUUCCUGGACAAGACUCCCCUGCACGCCAACGAGCUCAAUGAGAUGGAGGCGCAGCCGGGCGGCUGCCACGUGCUCACCCUGCGACAGCUUGCGCUCAAGGACUCCGGCACUGUCCAUUUUGAAGCAGGCGACCAGCGGUCCUCAGCCGCUCUGCGGGUGACAGAGAAGCCGAGUGUCUUCUCCCAGGAGCUCAAGGAUGCCACAGUCACGGAGGGGGAGGAUCUGACCCUGGUCUGUGAGACCACUGCCCCAGACACGCCCGUGCACUGGACAAAGGACGGGCAUGCCCUGCGGGCCUCGGCCCGAUGCCAGCUGAGCCGUGAAGGCCACCGCGCCGAACUGGUCAUCACUGGCACCACCCUGCAGGACGGCGGGCGCUACAAGUGUGAGGCUGGGGGUGUCUGGAGCAGCUCCAUUGUCAGGGUCCACGCCCGGCCGGUGCGCUUCCAGAAGGGGCUGAAGGACGUGGAGGUGCUGGAGGGCGGGGCGGCCACGCUGCGCUGCGAGCUCUCGUCUGUGGCUGCGCCUGUGGAGUGGCGCCGAGGGGAUGAAUCCCUGCGGUCCGGAGGCAAGUACAGCAUGCGGCAGAGGGGCGCCACCCUGGAGCUCGUGGUCCAGGACCUGCAGCCCAACGACAGCGGCCAGUACUCCUGCUGUUUCGGGGACCAGAGGACCACAGCCACGCUCACAGUGAGGGCCCAGCCAGCGGAGUUCAUAGGACGAUUGAGAAACAAGGAGGCGACGGAAGGGGCCACGGCGACGCUGCGCUGCGAGCUGAGCAAGGCGGCCCCCGUGGAGUGGCGGAAGGGGCCCGAGGCCCUCGGAGCCGGGGACAGGGUCCGCCUGCGGCAGGACGGGGCCGCGUGCGAGCUGGAGAUCCGGGACCUGGCCCCGGGCGACUCUGGGGAGUACUCGUGCGUGUGCGGGCAGGAGAGGACGUCGGCCACGCUCACCGUCCGGGCAAGGCGGCCCCCCGUGGAGUGGCGGAAGGGGCCCGAGGCCCUCGGAGCCGGGGACAGGGUCCGCCUGCGGCAGGACGGGGCCGCGUGCGAGCUGGAGAUCCGGGACCUGGCCCCGGGCGACUCUGGGGAGUACUCGUGCGUGUGCGGGCAGGAGAGGACGUCGGCCACGCUCACCACACACCCGUCAGGGCCCCAGAUUGCCAAGAAACGGGGAGGCCGAGAGGGGGCGGUGGCCACGGUUCGGUUCGGCGAGCCGUGUGGCGUGUGGACCCUGCCCGCGAAGUUCACAAAGGGCCUGCGGAAGGAAGAGGCGACGGAAGGGGCCACGGCGACGCUGCGCUGCGAGCUGAGCAAGGCGGCCCCCGUGGAGUGGCGGAAGGGGCCCGAGGCCCUCGGAGCCGGGGACAGGGUCCGCCUGCGGCAGGACGGGGCCGCGUGCGAGCUGGAGAUCCGGGACCUGGCCCCGGGCGACUCUGGGGAGUACUCGUGCGUGUGCGGGCAGGAGAGGACGUCGGCAACGCUCACCGUCCGGGCGCCACAGCUGGUGUUCCGAGAGCCCCUGAGGAGCCUGCAGGCCGAGGAAGGCACGGAGGCCCGCCUGCGGUGCGCGCUGUCGGCGCCCGGCCCCGUGGUCUGGAGCAAGGGCGGCCUGGAGCUGCAGGCCAGCGGGCGCCGGGAGCUGCGGCAGCAGGGCUGCGCGGUCGAGCUGGUGCUGCGGGACCUGCGCCGGGAGGAUGCGGGCGAGUACACCUGCGCCUGUGGCUCCCAGGCCACCAGCGCCACCCUCACUGUCACAGCUGCACCUGUGCAGUUCCUCCGGGAGCUGCAGGCCCAGGAGGUGGAAGAGGGUGGGACCGCACGCCUGCGCUGCGAGCUGAGCCGGGCGGGCGCCAGUGUGGAGUGGCGCAAGGGCCUGCUGCAGCUCUUCCCCUGUGCCAAGUACCAGAUGCUGCAGGAGGGCGUGGCGGCGGAGCUGUGGGUGCACGGUGUGGAGCAGGAGGACAGCGGCUACUACACCUGUGACACAGGCCACGCGCAGAGCACCGCCCGGCUCUCAGUCCGAGUCCCCAGGCCCGUGUUCCAGACGGAGCUGCAGGGCACAGAGCAGGAGGUGGGCAGCCUGGCCCGGCUGUGCUGCCAGCUGAGCCAGGUGGAGCCUGGGGCCCCCGUGCAGUGGCUCAAGGAGGGCGAGGAGCUGCACGCAGGCCCCAAGUAUGAGAUGCGUCACCAGGGGGUCGUGUGCGAGCUGCUGAUCCAUGGGCUUGAGGCCAGGGACUCGGGCGAGUACGCCUGCGUGGUGGGCGGCCAGAAAACCGUGGCCUCUCUCAAAGUCAGAGAGUCCAAGGCAACCAUGCUGCGGGGCCUGUUAGACGUUGAGGUGCAGGCCAUAAGCGAUGUGGAGUUCAGCUGCAGAGUGUCAAGGGCGGAGGCCACAGGCGCCCCGUGGUCUCACAGAGCAGUGAGGUGAUGGGUGGCCAUGAGGGAUGAGCACACCCACAUACUGAGGCUGCAGGGCGUGACGCCUGAAGGCGCAGGCACAGUGUCCUCCCACGUGGGCCUCCACAGGUCCCCAGCCCUGCUCACCGUCCAAGCCCCCGAGGUGGCCAUCCUGGAGCCCCUGCAGGACGUGCAGCUCAGCGAGGGCCAGGACGCCCACUUCCGAUGCCGGCUGUCCAGGGCCUCCAGCCAGGAGGCCCGCUGGGCCCUGGAGGGGGUGCCUCUGCAGGCCAACGAAAUGAACGACAUCACAGUGGAGCAAGGCACAUUCCAUUCGCUGAUCCUCCACAAGGUGACCCUCGAGGACGCCGGGACCAUCAGUUUCCAAGUGGGCUCAUGCAGCUCAGAGGCCCAGCUGAAGGUCACAGCCAAGAACACUGUGGUGCGAGGCCUGGAGAACGUGGAGGCGCUCGAGGGAGGGGAGGCCCUGUUCGAGUGCCAGCUGUCCCAGCCCGAGGUGGCCGCCCACUCCUGGCUGCUGGAUGACGAGCCGGUGCGCAGCUCCGAGAACACAGAGGUGGUCUACUUCGAGGGCGGCCUGCGGCACCUGCUCCUGCUCAGAAACCUGCGGCCUCAGGACAGCUGCCGCGUGACCUUCCUGGUGGGCGACGUGGUGACGUCGGCGUUCCUCACCGUCAGAGGCUGGCGCCUGGAGGUCCUGGAGCCCCCGCGGGAUGCGGCCGUGCGGGCGGGAAGCCAGGCCCGCUUCAGCUGCACGCUCAGCGAGGCGGUGCCGGUGGGCGAGGCGACCUGGUACACCAACGGGGCAGCAGUGCCACCGGAUGACCCCGACUGGACGGUCACCGCGGACGGCAGCCACCACACGCUGCUGCUGCGCCAUGCCCGGCCGCGCCACGCCGGCGACAUCACCUUUGCCGCCCGGGACGCUGUGGCCUCCGCGCGGCUCGCUGUUCUUGGCCUCCCCGACCCGCCGGAGGACGCCGAGGUUGUGGGGCGCAGUGACCACUCAGUGACACUGUCCUGGGCAGCGCCCACCAGCGACGGCGGCGGAGGCCUCUGCGGCUACCGGGUGGAGAUGAAGGCAUCCGCCACCGGCGAGUGGCGGCUGUGCCACGAGCUGGUGCCUGGGCCUGAGUGCGUCGUGGGCGGCCUGGCCCCGGGGGAGACCUAUCGCUUCCGCGUGGCGGCUGUGGGCCCUGCGGGGGCUGGAGAGCCCGUGCACCUGCCCCAGAUGGUGAGGCUAGCAGAGCCCCUGGAGCCUGCGCUUGCGCCCUCCGCUCCCGAGUGUCGGCAGGAGUGUCGGCAGGUGGCCGCAGGCGAGGACGUGCGUCUGGAGUGCGAGGUGGCAGAGGCUGGUGAGGUGGUUUGGCUGAAGGGGACGGAGCACAUCCAGCCGGGCGGACGCUUCCAAGUUCUUGCCCACGGUCAGAGGCAGACGCUGGUGAUCCGCGGCUUCUCGUCGGAGGACCAGGGCGAGUACCGCUGCGGCCCCACCAGAGACCCGACCUCUGCCGUCACCGUCGCCUUCCAAGUGGCGCUGACCCCAGGACCCGGGGGUGAGGCCCCCGCACAGCCCAGCCUACCCCCCGAGGCGGCCCAGGAGGGCGACCUGCACCUGCUGUGGGAGGCCCUGGCCCGGAAGCGCCGCAUGAGCCGCGAGCCCACACUGGACUCCAUCAGCGAGCUGCCAGAGGAGGACGGGCGCCUUCCGCGCCAGCGGCAGGAGGCGGAGGACGCGGCCCCUGAGCUCUCCGAGGGUUACUCCACAGCCGACGAGCUGGCGCGCACAGGCGAGGCUGACCUGUCGCACACCAGCUCUGACGACGAGUCCCGGGCGGGCACCCCUUCCCUGGUCACCCACCUCAAGACGACCGGGAAGCCUGACCCCUCUCCACCGGCCGGCAAGGUCAGGGCCCCAGCAGCCCCCUCUGGAAAGCCGCAGAAGCAGCCGGCCACAGUGCGCCCGCCGUCGGGGGUGCUGCGCGGUGAGGACCUCGGCGACCCGUCCCUGGACAAGGCAGCCGUGAAGAUCCAGGCUGCCUUCAAGGGCUACAAGGUGCGGAAGGAGAUGAGGCAGCAGGAGGGGCCCGUGUUCAGCAGCACAUUUGGGGACACCGAAGCUCAGGUGGGGGACGUCUUGCGUCUGGAGUGUGUGGUGUCCAGCAAGGCAGACGUGCAGGCUCGCUGGCUGAAGGACGGCGUGGAGCUGACCGACGGCCGACACCACCACAUCGACCAGCUCGGGGAUGGUACCUGCUCUCUGCUGGUCACUGGAGUGGGCCACGCCGAUGCCGGCUGCUACACCUGCCAGGUGAGCAGCAAGUUUGGCUGUGCAGUCCACAGUGCCCGUGUGGCCAUCAGCGGGACGGAGAGUGAGGCUGAGAGCUCCUCUGGCAGCGAGCUGGACGACGCCUUCCGCCAGGCAGCCCGGCGGCUGCACCGUCUCUUCCGCACCAAGGGCUCGACCGAGGUUUCGGAUGAGGAGAUCUUCCUGAGUGCAGACGAGGGCUCGGCAGAGCCUGAGGAACCUGGGGACUGGCAGACGUACCGUGAGGAGGAGCACUCGGUCUGCAUCCGCUUCGAGACACUGGCUGAGGCGAGCCGGGCGGCCACCCACUUCCAGGAAAUGUUCCGCACGCUGGGCAUUGGGGUGGAUGUCAGCCUGUCGGAGCAGGGGCGCCGGGGGGUGGAGCUGCGCAUUGCCAAGGUGGCCCGCGCCCCCGCAGCGCCUUCGGGGCCCGUGCCCGGCCUGCGCACCACAGAGUCCGCCCCAGUGUUCCUGACUGAGUUGCAGAAUCAGGAGGUGCUGGACGGGUACCCUGUGAGCUUCGACUGUGUGGUGACAGGCCAGCCGGGGCCCAGCGUGCGCUGGUUCAAGGACGGGAGGGUGCUCGAGGAGGACGACCACUACAUGAUCAGCGACGACCAGCAGGGCGGCCACCAGCUCAUCAUCACGGCCGUGGUGCCGGCAGACAUGGGCGUCUACCGCUGCCUGGCCGAGAACAGCGUGGGCGUGUCCUCCACCAAGGCGGAGCUCCGAGUGGACCUGACCAGCACUGACUAUGACACGGCCGCAGAUGCCACGGAGACCUCGUCCUACUUCAGCGCCCAAGGCUACCUGUCCAGCCGCGAGCAGGAGGGCGCGGAGUCUACGUCAGAGGAGGGCCAACUGCCCCAGAUAGUGGAGGAGCUGAAAGACCUCCAGGUGGCCCCCGGCACACGCCUGGCCAAGUUCCAGCUCAAGGUGAAAGGCUACCCGGCGCCCCGCCUGUACUGGUUCAAGGACGGGCAGCCCCUGGCGGCUUCCGCACACAUUCGCAUGGUGGACAAGAAGACGCUGCACUCCCUGGAGGUCCUCUCGGUCACCGGCGAGGAUGCCGGCCAGUACUCGGCCUACGUCAGCAAUGCUGUGGGCGCUGCCUACUCGUCUGCUCGGCUGCUGGUCCGAGGCCCCAGCGACCCAGAGGAGAAGCCAGCAGCAGAUGUGCAGCAGCAGCUGGUGCCGCCCCGAUUCCUGGAGAAGUUCACCUCCAAAAAGGUGAAGAAGGGCUCCAGCAUCACUUUCUCCGUGAAGGUUGAAGGUGUGCCGGCCCCGGCUGUGCACUGGCUGCAGGAGGCGGCGGAGCGGGUGCUGUGGAUCCGCCCCGACACACCGGGCUACACGGUGGCCAGCUCAGCGCAGCAGCACAGCCUGGUCCUGCUGGACGUGGGCCGGCAGCACCAGGGCACCUACACCUGCAUCGCGGGCAGCGCUGCCGGCCAGGCCCUCUGCUCCGCCAGCCUGCGUGUCUCUGGCCUGCCCAAGGAGGCGGAGGCCGUGGGAGAGACAGCCGGGGUGAAGGAGGCCCUCAUCUCCACCUUCCUUCAGGGGACCCAAGCCAUCUCUGAACAGAUGCUGGAACCUGCAGGUUUCACUGACCUUGCUGGGCAGAAAGCAGAGCCCCUGGAGCCCACGGCCCGUGGCCACCUGCCGCUGGCUGAGGUGGGCACGGAGGAGUUCCUGCAGAAGCUGACCUCACAGAUCACGGAGAUGGUGUCGGCCAAGAUCGCCCAGGCCAAGCUGCAGGUGCCUGGAGGCGACAGUGAUGAGGAAUCCAAGACCCCGUCCGCAUCCCCUCGGCACGGCCGCUCCCGCCCCUCCUCUAUUGUCCAAGAGUCGUCCUCAGAGUCGGAAGACGGGGACUCCCGCGGAGAGAUCUUUGACAUCUACGUGGUCACAGCUGACUACCUGCCUCUGGGGGCCGAGCAGGACACCAUCUCUCUGCGGGAGGGCCAGUACGUGGAGGUGCUGGACUCAGCCCACCCUCUGCGCUGGCUUGUGCGCACCAAGCCCACCAAGUCCAGCCCCUCGCGACAGGGCUGGGUGUCCCCCGCCUACCUGGACAGGCGGCUCAAGCUAUCGCCAGAGUGGGGGCCUGCCGAGGCCCCCGAGUUCCCCAGGGAGGCCGUGUCUGAGGAUGAGUACAAGAGGCGGCUGAGCUCCGUCGUCCAGGAGCUGCUGAGCUCCGAGCAGAGCUUUGUGGGCGAGCUGCAGUUCCUGCAGAGCCACCACAUGCAGCACCUGGACCGCUGCCCCAACGUGCCUGUCGCCGUGGCCAGCCAGAAGGCCAUCAUCUUCCGGAACGUGCAGGAACUCAGCCACUUCCACAGCAGCUUCCUGCAGGAGCUGCAGAGCUGUGACACGGAUGACGAUGUGGCCAUGUGCUUCAUUAAGAACCAGGCGGCCUUUGAGAAGUACCUGGAGUUCCUGGUGGGCCGAGUGCAGGCCGAGUCGGUGGUGGUCAGCACAGCCGUGCAGGAGUUCUACAAGAAAUACUCAGAGGAGGUGCUAUCGGCCGCUGACCCCUCACAGCCGCCACCGCCCCCGCUGCAGCACUUCCUGGAGCAGCCAGUACAGCGGGUCCAGCAGUACCAGGCCCUGCUCAAGGAGCUGAUCCGCAACAAGGCCCGGAACCGGCAGAACUGUGCGCUGCUGGAGCAGGCCUACGCGGUGGUGUCCGCCCUGCCGCAGCGCGCCGAGAACCAGCUGCACGUGUCGCUCAUGGAGAACUACCCAGGCACCCUGGAGGCCCUGGGCGAGCCCAUCCGCCAGGGCCACUUCAUCGUGUGGGAGGGGGCACCAGGCGCACGGAUGCCCUGGAAGGGCCACCACCGCCACGUGUUCCUGUUCCCCCACCACCUGGUGGUCUGCAAGCCCAGGAGGGACUCCCACACGGACACCUUCAGCUAUGUGUUCCGGAACAUGAUGAAGCUGAGCCACAUCGACCUGAACGAGCAGGUGGAGGGGGACGACCGCGCCUUCGAGGUGUGGCAUGAGCGGGAGGACUCGGUGCGCAAGUACCUCCUGCAGGCGCGCACCGUGAUCACCAAGAAUGCCUGGGUGAAGGAGAUCUGCGGCAUCCAGCAGCGCCUGGCCCUGCCCGUCUGGCGCCCCCCAGAUUUCGAGGAAGAGCUGGCCGACUGCACAGCUGAGCUGGGUGAAACAGUCAAGCUGGCCUGCCGUGUGACGGGCACACCGAAGCCCGUCGUCAGCUGGUACAAAGAUGGGAAGCCAGUGGAGGUGGAUCCUCACCACAUCCUCAUUGAAGACCCGGAUGGCUCAUGCACCCUCAUCCUGGACAACCUGACCGGCGCUGACUCUGGCCAGUACAUGUGCUUUGCAGCCAGUGCCGCCGGCACAGCCAGCACCCUGGGCAAGAUCCUGGUGCAGGUCCCUCCGCGUUUUGUGAACAAGGUCCGGGCAGUGCCUUUUGUGGAAGGAGAGGACGCCCAGGUGACCUGCACCAUCGAAGGUGUCCCACAUCCUCAGAUCAGGUGGUACAAGGAUGGCGUCCUGCUGUCCCCGGGCGGCAAGUACCGGACCCUGAGUGAGUCACGCAGUGGCCUGCUCAAGCUGGAGAUCCGGGAGGCCGGCAAGGAGGACAUGGGCCACUACGAGUGCGAGCUGGUGAACCGGCUGGGCUCGACACGCGGCGGCGCAGAGCUGGGCCUGCAGAGCGCCACGCUGCGGGCCGAGGAGCAGCACCACCGCCGGGGCCGCGCCGCCGUGGUGGAAGUCACUGAGCAGGAGACUAAAGUCCCCAAGAAAACCGUCAUCAUAGAGGAGACCAUCACCACCGUGGUGAAGAGCCCCCGUGGCCGGCUCCCAGCCCCCAGCAAGUCUCCCUCCCUCUCGCCUUCCCGCCGCCCUGCCAGUCCCUCCAGGCCAGGCCUGUCGGCCCCCGAGCGGCUGUACUUGCCAGGGGCCGGCCAGCUCCGCAGGCCGGGGGUGGAGCCGGGCUGGAGGCCCGCUGUGCCCACUCUGUACGUGACGGAGCCCGGAGCCCACGUGCCGGCCCUGCCCGGGGACACUGGGCCCCUGUCCAAGUGGGUGGAGGUCGAAGAGACCAUCGAAGUCCGGGUGAAGAAAACAGGCCCAAGGGGUGCAUCUCCGGCCAGAGAGGUGCCCAGCAGCUCGGCGGGGCAUCUCUUCACACUGCCUGGCGGAACCCCAGGAGGAGACCCCAACACAAACAACUCCAACAACACGCUGCUGGCCCAGGAGCCCCUGACCCAGGGCAGAGUCUUCUGUGUGGACACUGGACUGGACAGCCCUGAGCUACCCCCUCCCGGGGCUGCUGAAGACGAGGCCCCCCUGGAGGUGCAGGACGGGGCAGGCGUCUGCCUGAUGGGGGGGCCCCUGGGCGCCCACGACCUUCAGGGCUGUGACCGCAAGAUCCUCACGCACGAUGGCCGUGCGCUGACACUGGCCGACCUGGAGGAUUACGUGCCCAGGGAAGGGGAGACCUUCGGCCGCGGCAGCCCCGUGACCAGUGCUUCUGACGCCCCGCCCUGUGAGGUCUCAGUGCUCCAGAGAGAGAUCCGCGAGCUCACUGUGGGACAGCCCAUCCUGCUCCCCGUGGGGCGCCCGCCAGGCCCCCCAGGUCCCCUGGGGUUCUUCAGCCGCCUGCCCCAGGAGGCAGCUCCGUCAGGGCCUCUGGCCUCUGGCCCGCCUGGCGCCGCCUGUGUGCGGGAGGCCCAGGCUGAGGGGCGCCCGCUCUGGGUGCCAUCCUCCUGCACCCAGGUCCGUCGCUCGGUGGACAGUGGCCAGAGCAGCUUCAGAACGGAGGUUUCCACCCAGAGGGUCAGCUUCGGGACAGUGGGCGAGACAGUCACCCUGCACAUUCGCCGGGACGAGGAGGAGGGCCCCAGCCCCUCCCAGGGCGCUGCCGUCCCGCCCCCCGCUGCCCUGGAGCAGGAGGACCAGGACAUCAGGCCUGAGGCCCCACAGACCUCCGCGGGGGGCCGCCUCGGCCUCGGCCCCGGGGAGCCCCUCACUCUCCAGGAGGCCAGCUCCCAGCUCCCGGGCGCCGAGGCUGCGCCUGAACCCGCAGAGCCCGGGAAGGCGCCGCCGUCCCUCUGGGGUCAGGGCCCUGGGUCCCCCGCCGCGGCGCACGGACGGACUGUUCCCAUCAGCAGUGAAUGGGCAGGCAGACAGCUCAACCCGCUGCCUGGCUCCAGGAUGGAGACUGCGGGCUGGCCAGAGGCAGGGGCCUCGGAGCUCUGGAACGUCUGCAGCCACGUGUUCACAGAGACCACUCACCGGACAUACGUGUACCAGGCCGGCGAUGGGGGAGCCACAAGGCCCCCAUCCAUGCAGGUCACCAUCGAGGACGUGCAGGCACAGAGGGGCGGCACAGCGAAAUUCCAGGCCAUCAUCGAGGGCGACCCGCAGCCCACAGUGACCUGGUAUAAGGACAGCGUCCAGCUGGCGGACAGCACACGGCUCAGCCAGCAGCAGGAAGGGACGACCUACUCCCUGGUGCUGAGGGACGUGGUGCAGCCUGACGCCGGUGUGUACACCUGCCUGGCCCGCAAUGCGGGCGGCCAGGUGCUGUGCAAGGCAGAGCUGCAGGUGCAGGCCGGGGACGGCAACCUGGACUUGGAGAAGCCAAGCUAUCGGAGAAAACUGCACUCUUUCUACGACGUCAAGGAGGAGAUUGGGAGGGGUGUGUUCGGCUUCGUGAAGAGGGUGCAGCACAAAGGCAACCAGAUAUCCUGCGCCGCCAAGUUCAUCCCCCUGCGGAGCAGGACGCGCAGCCAGGCUUACCGGGAGCGAGACGUGCUCGCUGAGCUGAGCCACCCUCUGGUUACCGCGCUGCUGGACCAGUUUGAGACUCGCAAGACCCUCAUCCUCAUCCUGGAGCUGUGCUCGUCAGAGGAGCUGCUGGACCGCCUGUUUAAGAAGGGCGUGGUGACAGAGGCUGAGGUCAAAGUGUACAUCCAGCAGCUGGUGGAGGGGCUGCACUACCUGCACGGCCGUGGCAUUCUCCACCUGGACAUAAAGCCCCCCAACAUCCUGAUGGUGCACCCUGCUCGGGAAGACAUUAAAAUCUGCGACUUUGGCUUUGCCCAAAAAGUCACCCCGGCAGAGCCGCAGUAUAGCAAGUACGGGUCCCCUGAGUUUGUGUCCCCUGAGAUCAUCGAGCAGACCCCUGUCAGCGAGGCCUCUGACAUCUGGGCCAUGGGGGUCAUCUCCUACCUCAGCCUGACCUGCUCGUCCCCAUUUGCCGGCGAGAGUGACCGCGCAACCCUCCUGAACGUGCUGGGGGGGCGGGUGUCCUGGGGCAGCCCGGUGACCGCACACCUCAGCCAGGACGCUCAGCACUUCAUCAAGGCCGCCCUGCAGAGGGCCCCGGAAGCCCGGCCCAGCGCGGCCCAGUGCCUGGCCCACCCCUGGUUCUUGAAGUCUGUGCCUGCAGAAGAGGCCCACUUCAUCAACACAAAGCAGCUCAAGUUCCUCCUGGCCCGCAGCCGCUGGCAGCGCUCCCUGAUGGGCUACAAGUCCGUCCUGCUGAUGCGCCCCAUCCCGGGGCUGCUCCAGGGCCCGCCGGACAGCUCGUCUCUCGGAGUGGCCCGGAGCCCGCGCGGCGACACCAGCACCUCUUCCAGCGGCACCUCGUCCUCCGACACUGAGCUGGCCCCCUUUGCCCGGGCCAGGUCGCUGCCGCCCUCUCCGGUGACCCACUCCCCCCUUAUGCACCCGCGGGGCUUCCUGCGCCCGUCUGCCAGCCUGCCGGAGGAGGCCGAGGCCUGCCCGCCCGCGGAGGCAGCGCCUGUGCCUGUGUCACCCCGGGGCUCAGAGCCCCCCGCGGCCCCAGGCUGUGUGCCCCGGCAGAGCAUCAUCCGCAGCCUGUUCUACCAGCAGGCCGGUGAGAGCCCGGCGCACGGGGCCCUGGCCACGGGCGGCAGGCAGGUCCCGGCGCGGCGGAGGCACCUGCUCAAGGGCGGCUACUUCGCGGGCCCCCCGCCCGGCCUGCGUGAGCCGCUGCUGGAGCACCGGGCGCUGGAGGAGGAGGCCGCCCGGGAGGAGCAGGCCGCCCUGAUGGCGAGGGCACCCUCCUCCGAGGCUCCUCUGCGGCUGCCUGGCACCGGCGCCCCCGGAGGCCCCCGCCGCAGUCUUUGCCCGGACUUUGACUGUGCAGGCUCAUCGGGCCCCUCUGCAGAGGCCUGCCGUGAGGGGCAGUGUCCUACCCCCGCCCUCUGGGGCCACCCCGCGGCCUCCGGAGGAGAGAGUGUGCCCAGAGAGGUCAAGGAUGCCACGGAUGUGGGGUCUUCAAAAGGACAGGGACUGUGUCCAUCUACUGGUGGAGGUCCUGGCCCUGCUGAGCAAGAGGGGCUUUCCCAGGGCAGCUGUGGGGGACAGCUGGCCCCUUUCUGUCACCCCCAGCAGGGUCCUUCCCCCGGGAAGGGUUGUGACCCCCCCGCGGCUGUUGCGCCCCAAGCUGCUGGCGCGUUUCCUCCAGGGCACUCUCUGGAGGCUCUUUUGGCGACCGCGAGCCCCCUCCUCCCUGGAGAACUCCAGGCUCCCUUCUCGCCAGCUCUGGCUUGCCUCCAGUCUGGCUCUAAGAGGGGGAUGGAGGCCACCCCUCCCCCUGGGAGGCCCGGUCCUCCCAGCUCUCCAGGGCCAGCCUCCCCAUCUGGCCCGGAGCCUGGCCUGCCCCUGGACACCGAGGCUCUGGCCUGGGAGACAGAGGACCUGUGUGAGUCUGAGCCCAGCCCCCCUCGGCCUCGGGAGCGGGCAACCUCACGCAAGUUCUCCCUUGGGCACCGUGGGGGCUACGCGGGGGUGGCUGGCUACGGUGCCUUUGCCUUCGGUGGGGACGCGGGAGGCAUGCUGGGCCAGGGGCCCCUGUGGGCCAGGAUGGCCUGGGGCACCUCUCAGUCCUUGGAGGAGCAGGAGGAAACAGGGGCACAAAGCGCACACCCCCAGGCCCACGUGGCGUCCCUGCCAGAGGGCAGUGGGGCUCCCACAAGGGCCUCCCCGGAGCUGACCUUGUGCGAAGACUUCAGCAGGGGAUCGCAGGUGUCGCUGGUACAAAUCCAGGACCUGUCGGGGGACAUGGAGGCCGCUGACACCGCGUCUCUGGAUAUAUCAGAAGUGGAGCCAGCCUACCUCAACCUGUCGGACCUGUACGACAUCAAAUACCUCCCCUUCGAGUUCAUGAUCUUCAGGAAGGUCCCCAAGCCAGAGCUGCCACCCUCCCCAGUGCUGGAGGCCAGGGAGGCGCUGGCUGAGCUCCCAGAGGUCCCGUGGCCCUGGCAGGGCCUCCCUGCCGGCCUGGAGAUCAGAGAAGAGCUGGAGGACACGGAGACCCUGCUCGGGGAGGCGGGCAGCAGCAGGAAGCGCAAGUGGUCACCCCCCUCCAGGGGCCUCCCGCGUCCCCCCUGGAGGCAGGCGCUGCUGGAGGCACCCGUGGAGCUGGGACUGCGCCAGAGGAUGAGGGCAUCGGUGGCCCACAUCUCCCGCCUCCUGAGGGGCAGGCCCCAAGGCCCAGAGAAGGAGGGGCCCCCCAGGAAGAAGGCAGGCCUAGCUUCCUUCCGGCUGUCGGGGCUGAAGAGCAGAGAACAAGCGCCAUCCUUCCUGAGGGAGCUUGCGGACGAGACAGUGGUCCUGGGCCAGUCUGUGACUCUCGCCUGCCAGGUGUCGGCCCAGCCACCUGCACAGGCCACCUGGAAUAAAGACGGGGCCCUCCUGGAGAGCAGCAGCCGCCUGCUCAUCUCCUCCACGCUCAAGAACUUCCACCUGCUGACCAUCCUGGUGGUGACCGCCGAGGACCUCGGUGUGUACACGUGCAGCGUGCGCAACGAGCUGGGCGUGGCGGCCACCACAGCUGUCCUCCGGAAGGCAGAGCGCCCCCUGUCCUCCCCACGCCCAGACAUCGGGGCGGUGCACCCAGACGGGGUGCUGCUGGUCUGGAAGCCUGUGGAAUCCUGCGGCCCUGUGACCUACAUCGUGCAGUGCAGCCUGGAAGGUGGCAGCUGGAGCACCCUGGCCACGGACGUCUUUGAUUGCUGCUACCUGGCCAGGAAGCUUUCGGGGGGCGGCAUGUGCACCUUCCGGACCGCCUGCGUCAGCAAGGCCGGCAUGGGUCCCUACAGCAGCCCCUCGGAGCGGGUCCUCCUGGGAGGGCCCGGCUACACCGCCUCUGGGCAGGAGAGCGGCCUGGCUCUGCCGGCCCACCCGCUCCCCAGCACGCAGACCUUCGCCUUCCAGACGCAGAUCCGCAGGGGUCGCUUCAGCGUCGUGCGGCAGUGCCGGGAGAAGGCCAGCGGACGCCCACUGGCCGCCAAGAUCAUCCCCUACCGCCCCGAGGACAGGACGGCCGUGCUUCGCGAGUAUGAGGCCCUCAAGGGCCUGCGCCACCCGCACCUGGCCCAGCUGCAGGCCGCCUACCUCAGCCCCCGGCACCUGGUCCUCAUCUUGGAGCUGUGCUCUGGGCCGGAGCUGCUCCCCUGCCUGGCCCAGCGGGCCUCCUACUCGGAGUCCGAGGUGAAGGACUACCUGUGGCAGAUGCUGAGUGCUGCCCAGUACCUGCACGCCCAGUGCAUCCUGCAUCUGGACCUCAGGUCCGAGAACAUGAUCGUCACCGAGUACAACCUGCUCAAGGUGGUCGACUUGGGCAACGCUCAGAGCCUUGCCCAGGAGAGGGUCCUGCCCCCAGAGAGGUUCAAAGACUACGUGGAGACGACGGCCCCGGAGCUCCUGGAGGGCCAGGGUGCCUGCCCGCAGACAGACAUCUGGGCCAUCGGUGUGACGGCAUUCAUCAUGCUGAGCGCCGAGUACCCGGUGAGCAGCGAGGGCACGCGAGACAUGCAGAGAGGCCUGCGCAAAGGGCUGGUCCUGCUGAGCCGCUGCUACGCGGGGCUGUCCGGGGGCGCCGUGGCCUUCCUGCAGAGCACGCUGUGCGCAUACCCCUGGGGCCGGCCGAGCGCUUCCAGCUGCCUGCAGUGCCCAUGGCUGACUGAGGAGGGCCCAGCCUGCUCCCAGCCCUCCUCGGUGACCUUCCCCACGGCGCGGCUGCGCGCCUUCGUGCGCGAGCGUGAGAAGAGACGGGCACUGCUGUACAAGAAGCACAACCUGGCGCAAGUGUGUUGAGUGCUUGGCCCUGGGGGGCGGGGGGGCGUGUGCACGGGUUGCACGGCUGGCCGGCCGCACACACGCCAGGCCUGGCCUCCGCCGGUUGUGUCCGCCAAUAAAAACCAGUACU